AGCCAAUCAGAUAAGCCCCUACAUAACGUACGUACCACCGUUGGACGUGCCAGCAUGAAUGGUAUAUGAAGCGUCGCCUGUGUUCACCUGUGUUUUCGUUUAUUCUUGACCUGCACGUGUGUGUUAUCUCGUAUCCAAGCCCGGGCGGACCUGAGGAGUUUCCGCAGUUUGUUGUCGAGAUUAAAUUCAGACAGAAUUUGUGAUAAAAACGAGCAUUAGCUUUCGGUUUGUUAGCACGCUGCUAGCUGCUUUUAGUUCAAAUCGUAGCUGUGAGGCUAGUUAGUAACCCCAGAAGUAAUAAUAAACUAGCUGGAAGUUGUUUAUGGAAACAACUUGCUGUUUCACUACUUUCUGGAAGAAAAAGUCGUUGAUUUAAGUCAGAAACUGUUCAUUACACGGUUAUACGAGCGCUUGGUGGAGCAGGUGACCUUCCCUGACAGCUGUGAGAGAGUUUGACUUCUGUGAAUGGACAGAAAGAAGGACUGAGAGAAUCGAAGCACACCUGUAAUUCACCUGGACAUGUAAUAUAUCCAUUUCUAUGGUUGUGUGCUCACUUGUAAGAAUGAGUCGCCGCUCUGUGGUGAACUUUGUCAGCCUGCUGUGUGGAAACUCUCACCGUCACCUCCACACUUCAAUACGCAACAACUCCUCACUGCCUAAAGGUGGGUUCACACCUGAGAAAGUGGCUGUGGUUACAAAGACGACUAGAUAUGAGUUCGAGCAGCAGAGGUACCGAUACGCAGGACUCUCUGAGGAGGACUUAAAACAGCUGGUAAGGACUUAGUUUCACUAACCCUAAGAUCACCUCUGAUUAUUCUCUACAGUAAUUGUUCGGGGCUUGUUUUGCAGCUUGCCAUGAAGGGCUCCAGCUACAGUGGCCUGCUGGAAAGACACAACAUCCACACUAACAAUGUGGAACACAUUGUGAAGAGCCUGAGGUAAGAUUAGACACAUUCAUGAGAAGCACAAGACGUUUGGCAGCUUUGCAGAGGUAGCAAAAGUAUACAUUGAAUUUGGUAUAUGUAGUGUAAAAGUACUGAUAUUUGAGUAAAAUCUUUUUAAUGCUCCCUAAUCCUCAUUUUUAAGUUUUCAAAGCUACUAAAAAUGCCUUUAAAUUCGAGUUAUUCUGUUGAAGGAAAGCUUUUGAAAACACUGCUGUAAAAGACAGCGAGUUUGAAGAAUGACACACAUGAUGAGGUCAAGAGAGGUUGCAGCUACUGAUAAUUUAAGGAGUCUGUAUAAAAACACAAAUUAGAGGGCAAUUCAUGAAGUAUCACCUUAUGAACUACAGCUGGGUAUUGGCAAGGACCUCAGGUGGAAUAUUGAUCACAAUACUUAGAUCGUGGUACCCAUUUUACAAAUGAUGAAAUACUGUCAUACUUUGCAAUUCUAAAAAUAUUGGUAAUUUAAAACCCAACUUCACGAACAGAUGGGACUAAGGGAAACAGAACUUAAUGGUUUCUGACUCAUUUAAACCCAAUAUUGAAUUGGAAACAGUGCAAAGAAACUGAAAAUUAGCAGAUGUUUUCAGUGGGUGAAAGGUCAGGACUGCAGACAGGUCAGUUUAGCCGCAGGACUUUUUUAUGACAGGGGCUAUGCUGUUGUAAUACCUGCAGACAGUUGUUCAACACAUAGACUUAUUUACUUAGACACUACUUUCUGAAGAUAAGUGAGAAAAAACGUGUACUGAAAAUAAUGAAUAUUCACUUAUUCCAGUAUACAAAGAAAGCAGGAAGUGUUUUUUUUCCCUGUCAGGUUUGAUUUAUUUGCAGUCGUCUACUUCUACGACUACCUCUCAGAUUAUUUAUACAUGAUGAAAUUUACAGGAAGCAAGGAAUAAUCUUUUUUUAAAAUUAAUUUCUGUAUCAUUUAUUGAGGUUAUAAUGGUUUAUUACAUUGAGAAAGAGCUGCUUAGUGAUACAAAAUGACUCAAUUUCCUCUGGAUCUAUUACAUCUGGAGUAACAAGCAGGUUUUCAAAAUGUAAGAAUCAGAGAGUGGAAAUAUUUGUAUUUGUAAUGUGAGGAGUAAAAGUAAUAGGUAAUAGGCUACUGAAGGAACAAUACAAACUAUUUGUGCUUUGCCCCUUAUCACUUCUGCUUCUUAAUGUUUGCAAAACUUUGAUUUUAUUCUUUUGCUAUGUUUACGUUUGCAGAAAAGAAGGCAUGGAGGUGCGAGUAGUGAAGAGAGGAGAAUAUGAUGAAGAGGUGGUGCGAUGGGCUGAUGCCAUCAUCUCUGCUGGAGGUAAAAAUACACACACACAUAUAUGUAUUCUAAGUUUUCCAUCUUUGUUCAACCAGGGAAGUCAACUAGUGUACAUUUUUUGUCUUUAUUGUCUCUACUUUUUAUUUGAUUUUCAGCAAAAGAAAUUUCCUAGAUGACAUACUUUUGUGUGCAGGCAUGAUGGAUUGAAUGGACAGGACUUUGACUUAUUCAAUGCUGGGGGCAAAAAGUCACCUGGACAAAGGUUUCAGACUGACAACAGAAAAAAACACACAAUACAAGUUCUCUGACUGCAGUUUCUUUUGUUACGUUAGGUGACGGGACAAUGCUGCUGGUUGCCAGUAAGGUUUUGAGCAAGGACAAACCAAUUGUUGGAGUAAACACCGACCCUGAGAGGUAAAACACAUAACAGCACUUUUUGGGUGGCUAAUGAAGGAACAGUUAGAUUCCUAUCACUGCAUCUCUGUGAAAAAUCUCUCAAGGAGAUGCGUCCAUAAACACUUGAAAGUAUGAAACAAGGGCUGCAAUUACUUUUUUGUAUUUAAAUUGUGUUAGCCAACAGCUUCUUAUGGGCUUAACAGCUGCAAGAAUGAUCUGCAGCAUCCUGGAUUUUUGGUUUUACCUCCGCAAGGCCAGAAACGAUUCUUAAAGAGACAAAAUGAUAAAGUUUAUUUUGCAUGGCUAAAACCUGAAUUCUUUAGGAGGUGGGUUACUGUGUAAAAUGCUGAUAGUUUGCAGAUCAUUCGAAUCCUGUAUUUGACUGAAAAUUGAUCAGUUAUUAAAACUGAAAAUUCUGUCGUUUUAUAAAAUUAUAUACUCGUCUUCAAUUUGAUGCAACAUGUUUCAAAAGAAGUUAAGGUAGCCAGUGUUUUGCAUCACUCUGUCUUUUAACAACACGAUAUAUUGUUCAGCAUAAUGGAGCAUGCCCUGAUGUGUAAGCCACCCCCACUAUGGGCAUCUUCUGUAGAGUAGAGGACCAUUUCUGAUUUCCAAAAAGAAUGUAAAAUUUUGAUCCAUCAGACCACAGGACAGUUUUCCUCUUCCCUUCAGUCCAUCGUAAAUGGGUGUAAGAGAAGUCUCUGGUGUUUUUGGAUCAUGUUUCUAUCUGGUUUCUUUGCAUUGUUUGGUUUUAACCUUAUUUGAAGAUGCAGUGAUUUCUACUACAGAGUCCCGUCUGUUUUAAUGAAGUGUUGCCUGAAAUAAAUUCUUAUUCUUUUGGAAAUACUGGGCACAGUUUUUUAGACCUUAACUUGUAUACAGUAAUUGUUCCAUUUUAAAAAAGACAACAACUCCAAUUUAAAAUCUUGUUUCAUGUCUUUACUUUUGUGUUACUCUUCAAGUUUAAGCUGAAAUUAUUUUUCUCGGUCAUCUAAAGGUCAGAAGGUCAUCUUUGCCUGCCUGUGCGGUACACUCGUGCCUUCCCAGAGGCUCUGCAGAAACUCCGUCGUGGUGAGUUCAGGUGCGUAUUUACCCACAAACAAUCUGAACGCUAAUAUCCUGUCACCUUAUGUACACUCACCUUAUGUACACUCUGCCUCUUAUCUCUUUAUAGUUUGUCACUAAAAUUAUCCCAACACAUACAAUGACAUGCAUGUAAUGCCCUGCUGUCUAUUCAGACUUUGUCUGUUAUUAGCUUACAGUUGGAGACAGGCUUAAACCUGUUGUGCCAGGCGCCUCAAACUCCCCUGCUGUGUUUUCAGCUGAGCCUUAAUAGCCUAAAUCCAGUUACUGAGUCAUGUCCUAGGACUGAAGGUUUUUCUAUCUGGAAUUCAUUAUAAAUCCCUCCCUUAGAUUUCCUUAACUAGUCACAGAGUUUAUUUGAACUCCUUAAUAAGAGUAAAUUGGUGAUUCUUAGGCUUUUAAAAUGUUUUUAACCUCUAGGUUUUCUAACACUCUUAUUUGAAAUGUAUCUAAAUAUGUAAAAAGCAAUAUAAAGUAGGUCUCAACUACAUAUUUAUAAUUUUUACAACUUCAGUUUUUCCACUAAGAAUACAGCAGCACACAGAAGUGUCUCCUUCAUCCCACAUUUAUCCUCAUUUACCACCAUGAGUUUCAUACUGAAAUAGUUUAAAAUAGUUGGUUUAAAAUAGUUAAUAAUAUUAAGUAAAUAUGUUAUAUAAAUAAAAGAGGGGCAAUAAGAAAAAGACUAAAACUAUGAGUGAAAAAGUAAAUGUGAAGAAUAUGGAAAGUUAAAGAUCUUCUCUUUACCUAAUUUACCUUUUACUCAUUUUUUUAUUGCAAAUUUUAUACAAAUUAUUAUUUUUAAUUAGAAUGCACUAUUGAACAUGUCUUUCUAAGUGUUUUUCAUCUUUUGAAUGUAAAUAUCUCUUAAAUGGUCAAAUACAUUUUUGCUCCAUUAUUCUGCAGGGAAUCUCUAAGCCCCUCACACAGCUGCUCCACCCUCUUCCAGUGGUAUAUGAUUCCAAGCGAAGGAUUUAAGUUUCAUUACAAGGGCCAAGUUAUCUAACUAUAGCUCUGCUGGAUGAAUAAAGUCACAUGAAUCUAUAACUUGCAGUCGCAAAUAAACAACCCUCCUCACUGAAGAACUUUUAGCCUCUUUUAUCCAAUAGUGUCAGUUUUGUGUUGUUAUUUUGUUCAUUAUUGAGCUCAUAUCAACAGGUGUACAGAGCACUUUAUCAGGGAUAAUAUGUCAGGGCUGUUCUUACCAAGAGGGUUAAAUGACACAUAAAACUACUAUUUUUGUCAAUGGUAUCUAGAAGCUUCAAAAAGAGUGAUGAUGAACUGCUGUUUUGGUUAAAUAAACAUCUUUCAAUUCAAACCAAAAGGUCUAUUUCUUAAGGGAUCCUUAUCGUAAAAUUGUCAAACACUAAGGAUAUCAGUUUGGGCUUGUCAGGGACAAAACACCAAGAAGAACAUCGCACAACAAAUGUGGUCUGAAGAAUCUAAAUUAGACAUUCUUUGGAAAUCAUGGACUCUGUAGUCUCUGCUCCAUGACCACCUGGGUUGUUCUUGGCUCACAGUUCCAAGCCAGCAUCCCUGAUGGUGUGGGGAUCAUCGGUGUUCAUAGAUAGUUCAUGGAUAGUUUCCACAUCUGUGAAGGCUUCAUUAAUACUGAACAAUAUCUACAGGUUUAGGAGCAACAUAUGCUGACAUCCAGACAAAGACUUUUUCAGGGAAGAUCUGAAAAUGAAAGAAGAGCUGAUGAUGAACAUUGAUGAUGAACACAGAUAUUUUUGCAUAAAACAAACAAAAAACUCUUUUCAACUUCGAUGGUAUAAUUAAGCUCUUUCUUUUCUUUCCUUACUGCGUUCAGGUGGCUGUGGCGUCAAAGAAUCCGUUUGUACUUGGAGGGAACAGGAAUCAAUCCCACCCCUGUGGAUCUGCAUGAACUACAGCUGAGUCUGGAGCAGCACAGUCAGGCUCACCGUAUCACCACCAUCGACAGCCAACGGAGUAUGACCUCCACCUGACAUGUGUCCCUGUCCCAGUCCUCCUGUCUGACUGUCUCUUUGUGUUUUUCUGUCUGACUCUCUGUGGAUUUUAACCUCUAACAAGGAUCAGAAAUCGUUUGUCCUUUAGUUUUCUGCUUCUGAUUCAGUCAUAUUUCUCAGGGAAAGGAACCUUAGAUGAGAGUUUCUCCAAGCCGAGCCUGCUCCCAGUCAGAGGUCUAAAUGAAAUCUUCAUCGGAGAAUCUCUGUCCUCCAGGUACCACUGUCAUUAACACUAAUUGAAUCUAAGUUGAACCACUUUUUAACUUUGUGUUAACCUCCAUAGGGCUUCAUACUACGAGAUCUCUGUGGACGAUGGCCCGUGGGAGAAGCAGAAGAGUUCAGGACUUAGUAUCUGCACAGGAACAGGAUCCAAAGCCUGGUUAGUGUAACUGCACACACCUUACAGCUUAACCUUAAAUAUUUGACUGUUCACUAAUCCAAGUCAAGCAUGUGUUUAAGAGGAUAGAGGACGAAGUUUUAUUGACAUAUUCAAUGGAUGUGGAGUAUGAAUUUAGAGAGCUUUAGUUAGCCAAGCUUGGCACAAAGUCUGGAAUCAGAAGGAGGAAGCUAUGAUUGUAAAACAAAUCAUAAAAACAUUUAGUGGCAAACUUCAGUUCGUCUGUCAGCUAUAUUCAGUCUUCUUCCGGUCACUUAGCUUCUCCCAGACUUCCUAUCUGCCAAAAUGCCCCAGUACAUGUGGAUUUUAGUUGAAGGAAAUGUUCAAGAGAAGCUCUUAAUACCAUCAGUUUAUCAUUUAGCAUUCAUUUAUACAUUAGCUGAAAGCAUCACAAAAUAAUACACUUGGACUCCAGCAAACAUCUAUUUUCAGCUGGCUAUUAUUUUAGUGAGUAUCAAGUCUUUUAGUGCUCUGUCUCAACACUGUUACUGGUCGAGCAGGUUAGGAAUUAGUGACUUAGUUUGUAGUUGGGCUUUCUUUCAUCAUACACAUCGAUAAUCUCGUGAACAAACUGACUCAAAGCACGGGCUUUCAUUUUUGAAAGGCUUGUGUUAACCUGCCAACUUGUUCAGGCCUCUUAUCCUUGUGUACUCUGCACCCUCGUGUACCCUCCAUACUUUGGAUUCUAUGUCCCUAAGUGACCCAUAUCAACAGCACUGGUUCCCGUCAUCAUCGUAUACUUCAUGAACUGAGGUGAAGUGUGGCUACCAGAGUAAGACGCUCUGUGUCAGAGGGGGAUUAUAGCAUUUUUAAUCAUCAUUUGAGAUAUUUUCUGAUCUUGUAAAUAAAUGACAAAAGAUAGGUCAGAGAUGUUUGGAAUUGCUCCAGUAGAUUUCUUUGCACUUCAGAAGGUAAACAGGCUGUAAUGCCUGUUAUGAAACCCUAAAUCCUGAAUGUGUUUAAUCAAAGCAGAUUCUAAAAUAAGGGUGGGACAAAAUGUAGAUCCUCACUUGUGUGAUAUGCACUUAUUCUUGAGCUCUCACUGAAUAUCUGGAUUCUUAAUUCAACAAUAUUACAGCGCUCUGAACAGAUGACCCUUACAGUUAAACUCUGAGGAACAGUGCUACUGAUUGUCAGCCCCUAUGACUGUCAUAUAGGGGUGGGAGAAAAAAAUGAUUCACAUAAGUACCACAAUUUUUUGUUUUACAAUUUUUAAAUUGAUUUUUAUGAUCAAAAAAUAGUUUGUUUGUUUUUUUGUUUUUUCAAAUUUAAGAAUAAAUCUUAAAAACUGACUUACAUGUGAUGUGUAUUUUUGGGGCAAAUAUGGUUCCUGAAAAAUGCAGACAAAAAAUUGAGAAAUUUGACAAUAUUGUAGAAUUGCAAUUUAAAUCACAUAGGCAUCCAAAAUUCGUACAAUCCAAGCGGGAGAAAAGUGUAUUAUCCCAGCCCUACUGUAAUACUUAGCCUAUUCUUCAGUUAAUCUGAUACUGUGAUUUCUCUAUAAACCCUUGCUUGCUCUGAAGUUCGUCCUCUCUUUUCAUCUUCAGGUCGUAUAACAUCAACAAACUUUCUGAACAAGCUGUGGAGGAGGUGCUGAAAAUUGGUGCGUGUGUUCACAAGUUAUAAAACUAAAGAUGUCUUUUUAAGUUUGAACAUAUGUGACAUGACCUCAGUGACGAACUCGUCUAUCUUUUCAGCCAAGUCUCAAACAGGUCUCAACAUCCCCAUCACUCGUGACGUCAUUGAAAAGGGUGAGCUGACAGUCCUUGUUUACUUAUUUUCAACUCUUUGAUGAGCUCUGUCUCGUGUGAUAAUGAUGCAUCUGUGUGUGUGUGUGUGUUCAGUUACUGAUGAAUACAACGAGUCUCUGGUCUUCAGUCCGGAUGACAGACGUUUGUUAUUCAGCGUCAGGGAGCCGAUCGUCAACCGUGUGUUCUCCAACAGCAGACAGAGAGGAUUCGCCAGCAGGUCAGUGUCUCAGCAAAACACUCAAGUCUGUCUAAAGCAGCUGUGAACCCGUCUGAAUGUUUCUGUGUCUGCUGCUGCUGCAGGGUGUGUGUGCGCUCACGGUGUUGGGACGCCUGCAUGGUGGUCGACGGCGGGACGUCAUUCGAGUUUAAUGACGGCGCCAUCGCCACAAUCAGCAUGAGCGAGGAGGACCAGCUCCGCACGGUUCUUCUAGAGAACUGAGAGUCUAGAGUUCACAUCGUUCAACUGAUUUUCCUCCAGAGUUUAAAGGGAAGAAGAGCAUUUAGAUUUUAGCCUCCACACCUGUUUUUAUACCUGAAGAAAAAGAAAAAGGUGUCAUUGUUACUUUUGUUUCAUGAAAAGUGUGCUUUUUUCCAAAUUUAUGAUUUUCAAAUCAGAUAUAUUUUUUUGUUUUUAAAUCCCUGCACUGCUAUCCUCAGAUUGUAACAGGAUAAAAUGGCUGUCAAAGUUUUGUAGAUAGUGUGUCAGGAAGCUUUAUCAUGUCUGUUACGGUCAACUGUCCUGCAUUUAAGCAAAGGUCUUUGCAGGUCUUGAUGAAAGAGAGAAAUCAGCACACUAAGGGUUUAAAUUCACACCCAUUACAGGUUAAGAUUUUGUCAAAUGGCUUUUGUCAUUCUGUCAAUAAAUCUAAAGGUUGGCCUGAAUGAUGAUUUACGUCUACUUGAGGACCAGGUUUAGAGCGCACCGCUCUAAAGGGGUCAUUUCUACUCGUUGCUCAUGGAGUUGUUUACCCUUGCAUCCUCGAUACUGCUCUGUGGUCAGCACAGAUAACUUUAGAUGUAAAUGAAUGGGGGAUGUUGAUGGUGCUUUCUCUGCAUUUAGCCUUUUAUUUGCCACCUUUUAAAGACAAAAAACAGUUUCUUUUCCUCUACAUAUUUUUAAAUCACCUAAUCAUUCAAUUUCCAGCUGACUUUCUACUCUCUGGCAACCCCAGCUCCUCUGCACAGCUCAUCUCCAUAUUAUCUCGUUCCUGCUGAAGAAAUAACUUGUAAAAUCCCACAAAAAUAGACGCUUACAGUGCUGCUGUUUUCUGCAAUUUUUAAUCAGCCUUUCAAUCAUGCAUUCAACAGGGGCUAUUUUUUGUGGUGGAUGAAUCCCCCUUUGGUGCUUUGGUUCGUUUGUGUUGCAGAGGGUUGGCGUAUUAUUGAUUGAGUCAAACUAAGGAGUGUGUGCUCAGCAUCUGUGGCUCAGAGAAAGAAGAAUAAACAUCAACAUCAUAAAGUGAGACACACUUUAUUUGAUAGAAGUUAAUUUAUAAUCUGUGCUGAUGUUGUAUAAAGUGUUUCUGUACAGCAAACCCGAAGCACAGUGACUUUGUCUCGGCUUUUUUGUUGACUAAAGAUAUUUUUGAAAGAUAGCGUCUAUAUUUUCUACGUGUUGAAACACUGGAGUCUGAGAGGAGUUGAAAUAAGUGCACUAAAGCAGAACUCUGUGUUUCCGGUCAAAGUUAGUAUGUAACCUCUCACAGGACAGAAAAAGAAAGGAAAUUAAGUGGCAGCAUGUGACUGAACUUUCCCACACCACAAAUAACUCGAUUUUGACUGUAUUUGGUUAAAAGUGAUGCAAAAAUAUGUACUUUUUUUAUCCUGGGUGCCAGAAUCUAGACAAACAGGAAAUUUCUCACAGGAGCUUUAAUUUGAAAAAAUGUUUCAUCACUUUUUCUUCAAGAGGUUUAUAAAACAAUCAGGAUACUGUCAAAUAACAGCGUGCCAAAGGCAGAGUCCUGCAUGAACAUGUGUAAGUGUUUUUAAAUCUGAUAAAGUUGUAUGAAAUGAGAAGUCUCUGCGUUUUGAUUGACUCACCGCUGUCUCUUUGUUGUCAGCGACAUAGGAGCGAGUGUCUCUUCAAGUUACUAAUCAAUCGGACAUUCAAACUUUCAAAACCUUGUUAGAGAUAAAUUAUGUAGGUUUCAUGUGUUUAUGAAGUUAUGUGAUGCUUCUUUCUUGUCUUGCCCUUUUCUCUAUUUGUGUUUCAUCUUUAACCUUUUCAGAAAUAACACAAUAAUAUAGUUAAUUAUGGUAUUUUAUGUUCAUAAUAAUCUGUACUCUGAUGUUGUCACAGCUCUAAUACUCAAUAUGUAAAAGAAAAAGUCCAGGUUUAAAAAUCCAGCAUGAAAGUCCAGUUGUGGAAACAAACUCACACACAAGAGGUUUAAAGAGUCGCUUCUUUUUUACUGAAAAAUGAACAACUGACAAUUCAAAACAGUUAAACUUCAGCCUGUUUGACACUAGAUUGACAUUGUAAGAAAGCACCGAGCGUACAGCUCAACAAACACUGACAUAUUGAGGUCAUAAUUAACCUCAUGUUGACAUGAAUGAUAUCCUGGUUCAGUCAUUUAUGAAGGUAAUAUCUUUUCUGUAACAGAGUGGUUCAAGAGGGAUUUUUAAAGCUGCAUUGAAUGGAUUUGUUCUUCGUUUGGACUUCCUCACUGAUUAAAAAUCAGAUGUUCUUUCAUUAUUACUACUGCUGAAAUUAUGAAUGGUAGUUAAAAUGUCUAAAACAUCUGCUGCUCCAAUUAUUCACGGACAUCUUAAAGAUGUCAACAUUCACUUGAGCCUUUAAAACCACAUUUUCAUCACAAGAUAUCUUAAAUUAAGACAUUAUUAGACCCCAAAACAGAUCCAAAAAUUCACUUAAACUUCGUAAUAAAACAUUCAACAAAACUGGAUUCAACAUCCCAAAUCCAACAAUUCUCUAAAAGCUGGUGUUUCUAAAACCAUUUAUUCCCACCAGCUCUAAAAGCAUCAACUGUAGCAGCAGCAAACACUGAAACCGAACCCCACGGUUUACAGUUUGACCCUCAGACGACACUUUCUGUCCCACAUGGUGCGGUCGCUGAAAACGCCAGCGGGUCUGCAGGAGGGCGUGGGCCGGGCGAUGCUGGAGAAAGGGCGUGAGUUAAUGCUGAUUCGAGGGAGCUCCUUCUUCAGAGAGGUGAGCUGAGAGUCAUGGGUGAGACCAAAAACUUCCAGAAAGGUCAGCAAGGGGAACAUUUGCCCCAGAUCCCUGCAAAAAAAGGCUUUAACUGUGAGUGACAGCUUUUCAAAAUAAAAGCCUGAGUUCUGCAAAUAAAACAGGCAGGGCGUGAAAUUGUCAGUGAAAUCGGAGAAUGGGGAGAAACAUUUUUAAGGGCAACAUUUAAAAGAGAAAAAGUUAAAUGAAGAGAAAAUCAAGAGAGGAUCUCAGACUUCAGGGAGACUUACGUGAGAGCGGCGAGGUGGAUGUGGUAGCAGCGGCUCAGAGACAGAUGAAGCAGAUUUUUUAGCUGUUUGAGGAUUUGGAAACUGUCGGCCAUCAACAGAGUGCUGUCACUGUGAAACAAAGAUAAGACCAGGUGAUGAACUGCUCUACUCAUAACCACUAGGGGGCAGCAUUGAUUAUUUAACAACAUUCAACAUGCAGCUGAAUCCGCUCCUAUUGGAUUCAUUUUCUGACAUUUUCCUGAGGAGUUUAUGGUCUCAAUCUCAAAUUUUCUAAAUAAAAAUAAAAAAAAUCCCAAAACUGCCGUUAAGUGAAUAUAUUACCUCAAGUCCAGAGUCUGAAUCUGGGGGCAUCUCAUCACCAGCACCUUCACAUCUGUGAGAGAAACACACAUGCACAACACCAGACUGUCAUUUCUGUCUGCAUCUGCUACAUUCGAUCACCCACAGUUACAUCCCAAGCCACUGAGACGUUCAGUUUUACACAGAAGUGUGGAACAGUGUGUCAAAGAUUAGCUUUCUUGUGGUUCAUGAUGGUAAACCGAGCGUCUCAGUUCCCCUGUCCGAGUCUGAGCGAAAGAAAGAAAUGUGUCAUACUACUGUCAGUGUAGGUUUUUUUUGUUGUUUUGUGUCAUGGUGUUCACUUUCAAAGUUUUUGUUUAAGUUAAAUGUUAUUUAUACUCCACAGAAAGGGUUCAAACAAAAGCAUUGUUUUGUAAACACACCAGGUUUGCUUUUUUCAGUGUUUUUUUCUUUCUAUGGAUUGACUCUACAAAUGCUCUCCUAAGUGAAAGUUUCCAGUAAAUGGCAGUGACUUUCUAAAAUCAUUCACAUAAAAAUGGCCCCAACACUCUGUCACUCACCGUCCAGUGUGAGGGUCUCUCUGUAGCCGCUGAGGUUUAGCUUCGUCACAGCCGAGCUCAGAUUCUCCACGACGCUCUUCACAUGAUUAUUGUUGAAGUCGCACCAUGAGAUGUUCAGCUGCUCUAUUCUGUAGGAAACAAACACAAACACAUAGAGUAUUAAUGACUCAGAGAGGUGCAGUGAGACUGAAUAAAAUCUGCUGUUUUCUUGACAUAAGAACAGAUUUCUAACCUGUUACAUGAUUUGAACAUGUCGGCCAGAGGAGGAGCGGAGAAGCCGGAGCAGCCGCUCAGGUUCAGCUGCAGCAGGUUUGUGUUUUUAGACAGAGAGCUGACGGAGACAGAAAACAUCAAGUAUUAUUAUACACACACAAAAACAACAGGAAGUAUCCCCCAGCAUAUUAAGAUACUGAUGCACAGAUAAAUAAUACACAAACUGGACAUCGGCUCCAAGAGGUGGGAGCCUCUUUAUCUGUCUCCCUCUGUUUAUAAUCUUUUAGUUCAAGCUCAGGCAGAAUGAUACUGGAUACUGGAGAUAUGACAAAAGGACAGCACAUAUCAUCAUGUAAAUGUGGUGUGUUUUACAAAUAACAAUCCUCCUUUAUAAAUUGUUGAACGUGAAGUCUAUUUUCCUGCUGGUCUUUAUGCUUCAUACACCUACGUUAAAACCUUUUCUCUGUAAUGUUAGCAGACACUUAAAAUAAUAAUUAGAGGCCCAGAUGUAAAAAUACAGGACUUGCCUUCUCGUCAUUAAUUAAGCAGAAAUUGUGGGCAUGUUCAGUCAUGGCGGUGGGGGGUGAGACACUUAAUCUUACGUGAUGAUGGUGUCAGAAAGCUGCAGACCCUCCAGGCUCAGAUACUCCAGCAGUGAGCAGCGACAGAUGAUGCUCUCCAGAGCCGUGGUGGGGAUGAUGGAGCUCGACAGAUCCAGCUCGACUAUCUGCAGAGGACUGGAGGACAGAGAGGACAGCACGGUCAGGUUUGGUUUCUGUCUUUCGUGUCACUUCUUCAUUUGCCUCUCAGAAGUUUUUGAAAAGUAGAGAAACUAAGAAAUAAAGAAGCCCUCUGGAUUUGCUAUGACAUUAAACAUUGAAUCCGAGCUUGGUGGGUGAAAGACGAAGCUGCUGGACUCACCCAGAGUCUGUAAAGUGUGUCUUCUCCACAAAGGAGCGAGGACAGCGCAGCCUACGGACUCCAGUCAUCAGCACCUGCUGCAGAGCUGAAUCCAUAUGAGUCAGACCCUCCAGGUCCACACUCUGCCAAAGAGACUCAUCAAAUCUGGAACAAAGAGAGAUGCUGUCUCAUUAUGUGAGUCUCUGACUUUCUUAUGCUACAAUAUCAUGCAAAGUAUAAAUGUGCAAAGAGAUACACUAUCAAAGCUUUGGGUGUAAAUGUCACAAAAAAUGAACCCUGGGUCAGCAUCAUGUAACUCACGCUAAGCGGCGCCAGCGCCUGCAGACUGUAGACAUCCUCAGGAGAUCUUGCAGUGGGAGGUAGAGGAGGAUCCUGAGAAGCAGCUCCUCAGGAAGAUGAUCCCAUGAGACACCUGAUGAUGAAGAGAAAAACCUGUUAAGCUUUUAAUUCUCUUUAUUCACAUAUCCAACUUUUGACUGGCACAGCAACAUUUCAGCAUUUUAAAUAACAGAUUUAAUCUAUACGUCGAAUCUAAGUCUGUGAGGGUUCAGGCUCCGGGGUGAUGAUAGGGACUCGGCCUCGUCUUACUUGAUGUGUGGUCAGUUUUCCUUCUUGACCUCCUGGCGAGCACAAAGUGGUUCUCGUUGUUCUCCUUCCCCUUGCUGAUGAGCCUCUGGUGCUGGAGGCUCGGGGACCACUGCUGAAUGAGGUCUGUGGGGGUGCAUUCAGUGUCCAGACUCUCAGUAAGGAAGCCCCUGGACUUUCUCUUGUUGGUCCUUCUGGACUGAGACAACAUGGAGGAGUUCUGUAGGCUCAGGCAGGGGAGAUCCUGCAGAGGUAAGCUGUAGGGAGGGGAGAGUAAUCAGACUUUUUACCCAUCAAGAAGGUUGUUCUUAUAAUUAUGACCAAAGCCCUGAAGAAACAUCAGACUAAGAGAAAGAGAGCGAGGGAAGGAGUCCGACAGAGACGAAACUGUCUCUGCCCGCCAUAUUUCUACAGCAACGUGACCGCGCAAAACCGCACAGACAAACACGACUGCAAACACGACAUUACUCAUUUUUUAUCUCUAUAAAUGCAUGAGAAGUAAAGCUUAAAGAUAUUGUUUAAAUAAAUUAAAUGAAGCUGAUAUAGCAUGGUGAAGUGAAGUCAGAUGAGAGAGGAGGCCUGGCUGAGAGGAAAGCGCGGUAUCGAUCUUUAGCCAUUGUUGACUAAAUCAAUCAAAACUGGCGCCGAACAAAGUUUUGCAGGAAUAACUUUAUAAUUUAAGAUCACACAAAACCUAACUCGGAAUAUAUUAAAUCUGCAUUUCUUUAGUUAUUACACAACAAGGAUAACCAUACAGGUGGCUUCGUGAUGGCUACCUUUUUCACCAACAUCGCUUAAAAUCAAUACAAGACGAAUCGAAAUAUUUAAAUACCUUCCUCCGGACAUCUUCGACUCAGGUUUGGUGGUGAUUUUUCACAGAAUAGUAGAAAAAGUCGCUGUUUUCACACUGAACAUCUACCCGGGACUCUUUAAACUCAGCGCCAGCAGCAGAGCGCCCUGUGCUCACUACGUCACUGACGCUGUACGUGCUACGUCACAACUGUUUUUCUUCUCUGGUUAUCUUCUGAAACUUGCACCGCCACCCAGCGGUAGAAGAGUAUAAUAAUAGUGAGAUAAAAUAACUUACAAUGCUCUUCAAAAAUUUAACUUAAAGGGAUAUUCAGGCGUAAAAUUAAUUCAGGGUCAAACACACCAUAACACCGAGUUAGACACCCUCUCGAGAGAUGAAUGUUGCCUACCGUUUGCUUCUCUAGUUUUACCAACUUUAGUAAGGACCGCACGAUAGCAAUACACAGCAGUCUGAGGAGCGAUAAACAAACCUCAAACAAAACACCACUCUAUAGCCACAAAUAAUGCUCAGAACAGCACCUAACUUCAUUAACGGUACAUAUAGGGUCCAAACCAAUGAAACAAGGGGCCCAUAUUUAUAAGUUAGCAUAACUUAUUAUUUUUAAUUAAUUUUAUUUCUCAAUUUAUUUACCCUUACAAAAAAGUGAAUAUGCUCUGCAUUAGAAUUUAAAACCGUUUGUCUUGCUCUUUCUGUCUUACAGAAAAAUUAUAAAUAUUUUAUUUAUAUCUAGUGUUUUAAUUACUCAUUUCUACAGGUCUUAAAUCCUCAGUCCAUCAGUCAAAAAUCAUGACAGUAUAUUUCAAUUUCUGAAUAUCACUAUAUUUCCACAUAUAUAUGAAAUCAACUAGCUUAAAAAGUCCCAGACUGAGAACUGAAUGGUAGAGAAGUGAUAGAAAAAAAACAUUCGUACAAAUUCCAACAUUUAUAUUUAUUUGCACUCUGCACUUCUUACAUACAUCGUUUUUCACACAAUCACACAUCGUACAUCCUUACAGACAGUGAGGGUGUGUGAUGGCAGACAAUGUGACUUGAAUUAUUUUAAUUCGUAGAAACCGGAUUACACAGACAUUAUUGACACUUAUUAUUGACGUGAACUUAUCUGAUGCUAGCAUUAGUGUUUUUCUAUCUACACACUUACACCAAAUAAGAGGAGGUCCUGUGUGUGAGGCUCAUUGUCAUUUUGGCAAAAUAAAAAGUACAAACUGUGCAAAAUGUCUUUCAUUACAAAAAAAAAAAGACUGUGACAGGUCAGGUGUAUGAAACAGAUGUAAAAACUUAAAUUAAAUCACGCAAAAAUCAUAGAUGCCCAUGUGGCACGGUCUACUUCCUUGUAAUCUGCAGCUUUUGUAUUCAUGGUGUGAAGUGUCAUGACUUCCAUAAACCUCUUGUUCAGUCAGGUGGUCUCAGAGAUCACCAACACACAGUUCCAGUGUUGCUUUCAGCAGAAUCUAACGUUCAUGUAAACGUAUUUGGCUUCAAGUUUAAGACUUAAGACUCAAGCACCACAGAUUUGUGCCUCGUCUGUAAGGCUCUGGGUGAAGUUAGGGCUGUUUGCAAUUGAUAUUAAGCUGCCUUGGUCCCAACUGGCUGGCUGCCAGAGUCAGCCACUGAGGAAAAGCUAGCUAGACAACAGCAUUACCGUGGUGUGACUGAACCUGCUCAGGUAAAGUCCCACUUCCAACGGUUCAUCAAACGUACCAAUUAUAAUUUUUCCACUUCCAGGUAAAUGUGUCCAUCAGCAGAGCCCUCCCUGUGUUUAAAAUCAUUAUUCCAACCCCACAUGAUCCCUUUACUUUGAAGACGCUGGAUCAAGGUGUUUUAGUGCUCCUCCCACCAGGUGAAGGCUUCCUGUAAUGAGGACGUGGAUCUCUGCUGCAUCACAGAGCGAAGCAGCUUUGGCCUUCACACUUGGUUUUACAGGCAGGACAGUUUUGGCUGGGUCUGUCAGCACUGAGUCCCUGCCCUGGGUGAUCCACUGGAGGGCGCUGAGGAUGCAGGGGAAGACCAGGGUGUCAGCUUUCCUCUCAGGGACCAGGGACAGGCUGUCUUCGAUAAGCAGCUGAGUUCCUCUGUUAUCGCCUAUGUUGUUGUGGAGACGCCAGCUCCUCUCAUUGUCCAAGCAGCGAGUCAGCAUGUUCUCCACAGAGACAUUAAAGUUCUGUUGAUCUGUGGGGUGUAGAAAGACAUGAGGGCAGAUUAGUUUUAUGGUAAAGAUGAAACACGUUCUUAAAAAAAUCAACAGUUUCCUAUUUGUUUCAAUGGAACUUUAAUUCAGACUAUGACACUUAAAGCUCCUGUGAGGACUUUUUGACCUUCAUGAAAUAGACUGACAUUCAUAUUAUCCAUGAUAUCCAAAAGUAACUCUGGUAGUUCAGAACUGAGGAACAUCUUAAGAACUUAAACAGGGUCCAGAUGCCCCUUUGGACUGACCCUUGGGUUACAAGGACCUGGAUGAAUGAGGACCUUCAUAGAUGUGUACCCCAAAGAUGAAC
Messenger RNA from Xyrichtys novacula (pearly razorfish), 17144 nucleotides. NCBI's taxonomy places the organism in Eukaryota, Metazoa, Chordata, Actinopteri, Labriformes, Labridae. The record is from the annotation of a GenBank genome assembly.